This is a messenger RNA of Acromyrmex echinatior (Panamanian leafcutter ant), 4442 nucleotides long. Its product is annotated as PR domain zinc finger protein 10. Gene Ontology annotation, cellular component: nucleus. Gene Ontology annotation, molecular function: protein binding. The record is from RefSeq and is a predicted model, not a curated record. NCBI's taxonomy places the organism in Eukaryota, Metazoa, Arthropoda, Insecta, Hymenoptera, Formicidae. Gene Ontology annotation, biological process: positive regulation of transcription by RNA polymerase II.
UUCAAAGUUUCCCGCCGUCUCGACGUUAAUCAAUCGCGAUGCGAGAUCGGCAUCGUCGACUGUCAAGGGGUCAGUUGCUGCAGCAGUACGUGUAUCAUCAAGCGAGAGGUGCAUCGACUUCGAAGCCUAUAUAUUGAGGCUGGCGAGUCUUCUCGUGUGAGUUCAAAAUAACGGAGGUCCGUGUAACGAACACCUGUUUCCUGCCUUGCGCGCGAUGUCGUCGACCGCCCGCGUCGUUCCUGGAAUAUCGAGGAUCGCGCAUCGCGGUUAGAGCGACCUGGUGUUAUCCUUACGGUCCAUCAAUCUUGGUCAAUCUCUUUCGCGUAUUCCCGUGUGCAAGUCUCCACGGUCGAAUGUGACUGUAAUAUAGGCACAGACGACCAAACCACGGACGCACCUCCGCUGGUGCGAUACGUCAACGUAAGAUGGAUCCAAGGGGCCCUCCUGAGGGGGCCCCUGCCGAGUCCUUCGAGAUAUCUAGCAUCGACAGGGGGGCUGACAUCUCAGUGAAUUGGCCUACAGAUCAUCCCUUUACCUCGUCGCUGUGCGAACAGCCGAAGAAACUGAACAACAGGCUCCUAUUCCUGACUGUGGAAUAUGUGGAAGAUCAAUCUCGGCUGUUUCCUACAUAUGAGCAGAUCUCCUUUUCUCCGAGGGCGGCUUCUCCCCUAUCAGAGUUUGAGCAUCGAGUCAGUCCACUGGAUCCAAAUAUGAGCUCUACUGCUAGAUAUUCUCCCACACCAGUCCAACUACCUUCUUCUCCCUUCCAUAAUUCUGUUGUUGUGCUGCAAGGUCCAACCUCACCCUUAAUGUCUCAGCCUGAACCAAAUAUACGAACCAGCAUCAAUUAUGUGACUCAGCUGACUAAUCCGAUUGACACUCAGACUGUACCUCAAACGGAUGGUACCACAGACUUUGUUGGCAAUGGGAAUGAAGAUGGACUCGUGUCCAGCGUCAGCAGUGAAUUAAUUUUAAUGCAGGAAACUGCACCCGAAUUGGAAUCUUCGACAACUCCCUUGAUGUUAACAGGAAUACCAGGCACAGACUUUGCUCUAACUAGAGACUUCCUGGUGAUGCAGGAUGAUCAAAUAAAUGUUAUCAACACGUUUAAAAAUCAGAACCUGGAGAUAGAGGACAACCCUAUCGCUUUACCUAUUACUGAAGAUGCAAAGAAAGAAAACAACAAUCUUGCUUUGUCAGAGUGUGAUAAAGAAAUUGAACAAAUUACCGAAGACCCUUUGUCCAUUGAGAAGAAAAAAAUAGUUGAGAAGAAAGACGUAAGGAGAUCUAAACGACAUAUAACAGAUAAAAAAAAUUUCUGGGGAGAUGACGAGUAUGACAGUAAUUGUGCCAAAGAUGAUAGCUCUAAUUUGACCGAUGUAUGCACUAUCGCAGAUCAACCUGUACCAUCGCGUGCUGUAGCAACACUGCCAGGAUCAUAUCUUUUGUUAAACAAGCUGUCUACAUCGCAUGGUUCAGCAAAUAACGUAACCUACGGAAUUUUUGCAAAACGUAAUAUUCGAAGACGCACGCAAUUUGGGCCCAUAGAAGGUGUAUUGUGCACUUAUGAUGGCUCGUCCUUCGGAAAUGCUUUGCCACUGCUCUACGAGACUCAGGAUGGAGAAUUCUUGAAAGUAGAUGUUUCCAACGAAAAUACUUCAAAUUGGAUGCGUUUUGUGCGACCUGCACUGACAUAUAAAGAACAAAAUCUAAUAAUUUGUCAACAGAAAGAUGGAAUAGUAUUUUUGACUAAUAGAAACAUCUCACCAAAAGAAGAACUGAAAGCAGGUCCUAGUCCAGACUAUGCAAGUCGCAGAAAUUUACCAAUUCUCAAACCAGACAUAAAAGAUGAAAAAGCAGAAGUGGCAAAUCAAACAUCCACAUGGCCACGUUUGGAUAAUAAUUCUUACAAUCGACGUAUAAAGAUGUUUCGCGACAGGAACAUGAAAGAAAAGGAAAACUCGCGGCAGAACAAGUGUGACAAGGAGUGGAAAUGUUCCGUGUGUAAAUUGAUUUUCAGGACUGCAUGCCUGCUUAACUUGCAUAUGGCUAUUCAUUCUUCUAACAAUAUCAAAAUUGAGAAUCAAAUGUCCACAUGCCCACAAUGUGGACAAGAAUUCCAGAAACAAAGCGAAUUGGUGAAUCAUGUGUCUCAGCACGGACGAACGGCAUUACCUAAGGCAAAGCGAUUAACUCCUCUAGGUUCAUACAAGUGUUCAAUGUGUUAUAAACGUUUUGCUACAAAGAUACGAUUACAACAGCACUGUUUGGCGCAUGGUGCUGAGGACCAAAAACCACUGCCAUGCAGUAUUUGCUUGAAACGAUUUAUGAACAACUCCGCAUUGUCCGGUCAUUUGAAAACGCAUAAAGAAAACAAACAAGUCUUUGAGUGCCCAAUGUGCAGACAGUUAUUUCGCCAAGGUACGAUGCUAAAGGAUCACGUUGAGACACAUAGAAAUCAAGAUGGUAUAUUCAGUUGCCCUCACUGCCAGCGAACGUUCAUCAAGUAUUCUGUCAUUCGCAAACACAUUCGGGCACAUCAUUGCGAAAGGAAGCACAAGUGUCAGCAUUGUGCGAAACGUUUUCCGACAGUCGACAAAUUGCGAAUGCAUCUGUUAAAACAUUCCGAUCACAGAGAAUUUCAUUGUGCGAACUGCGGUAAACGAUUCAAAAGGAAGGAUAAAUUGAAAGAGCACAUGACUAAAAUACAUCAUUCUCAAACGGUUAAUGGAGAACAAAUGACACAAAAUAACCAGGCGAAAAAAUUUGUGCCAAAGAUAAAUCCGAGCGAUUACAAUCGCUUCAUUUACAAAUGUCAUCAAUGCCUGGUCGGUUUCAAACGAAGAGGAAUGCUGGUGAAUCACUUAGCGAAGCGGCAUCCCGAUGUCGCUCCCGAAUCUGUGCCAGAAUUGAACUUGCCUAUCUUGCGACAAACCAGAGAUUACUAUUGCCAGUAUUGCGAUAAGGUUUAUAAAAGUAGCAGCAAGCGUAAAGCACAUAUCAUGAAGAACCAUCCUGGCGCGGCUUUGCCGCCUAGUAACCGACAAGAGGAAUCCGAAUUCUCAGGACUGCCGAAUCCAAGCUUCAGCCAAACAGUAGGCAGUAUCACGACUAGUCCUCAAAGUUGUCAAUGGUGUCAUAAACAAUAUGCCAGCAAGGCAAAGCUGUUACAACAUCAACGCAAGAAACACGCGCAUCUGAUGGAGCCGGCGGAUCAAGUACCUCGAUCGCGAAACCGGCCGCCACAAAAUCAAAAUCAACCACCCACGCUGAACGAUAACAACUUUGUGAUAUCCGAUUAUAUACAAGGAUGUGAUGGAGAUUUCCUGAAACAGAAAAUAAUCAAACUAACGAACGACGUUGAUCUGAUAGGCAAUGGUGGUCUGGAAAUGAUCGGUCAACAGUUUGUACGUAUGCGCGACAUACGUUGAGGAAAAACGCGGCAUCCUCAUAGAGGGGAUGAGCGUCGCCAAUUUAUCGAGAUAUGAAUCUCGCGACCUUUGUACGCAGUCGAGAUAGGCUGCGUUUUUUUGCUGCCGUUACCAAAAUCGAGGCGACGUCGCCUGGACGAAGCGACGAAGCGUAUCGCCCGAGAAUAUUUGGGAAUAUACACGGCUUUGUCAGCGUCGGUGCGAAACACUCGGCGCUGUUUUGUUGAUUGUACACGUUGAUUGAUCGACAAUGACGACGGCUACUGAUGAUAACUAGUGGCUUUGGCGGAUUUGUUGGAAACGAAGCACGCAGUUUUAAGAAACUUUGCCCGAGCCUCGGAAAAAAAAGAGAAACGAGUAAAAACGUUGACUGAAAACCAACGAGGCUCAAAUCUACUUGCGACGGAGAACAUUGUAGUCUCGUACAAUUGUUGAAAGCUUUUCUCAAAGUAUUAAGAGUACCGUAAAGAGAAAAAGAAAAAAAAAGGUAGAACAAGUCCUGAUACUAUCGGCACGCCACUUGCGCUAGGCCUGGUAGUUUUACUUUAAAAAUCCGAUGUCAUUCGAGUAUGAAGUAGAUGGACGAAAUUUAAAUAACGAGUUUAAAGAGAUGUUAAAAAGGUCGGUUUAAAUCUGGCAACGGAUGGGUCCGCUGCGUCUUAAAUCAGCGUGGCUUCUUCCGUACGACGGUGAUUGGACGAGUAAUGUUAAAGAUUUAUUAUUCGCAACGUAUUUGGCUUCACUUAAUGGCGAGCGAUUGUCUGUAGAUUACGUGAAAGCUUGCGAUCUCUGUAAGGAAUCGUCCAUUUCACUUUUUGCUCUUUCUCUCUUUCUCUAUCGUAAUUCCAAGAUCGUAAUUCUCGUAAACGCUUGCGUCCACGUUCUCAUUUUAGAAUAAUAUACAAGUAACAUGCGUUCUUAGAUCUUCAACGGAACAUACUGUUUUCACGUAAUCGUUUCGUAAUCGCUGGUCUCAUCCACGUAUGAAUCUAGUCGUCACAGCCGAGAGCU